AUGCAACGGGCGGCGUCUAAAAACUCCUCCAAUGUCCAAACACUUCCGGAGGCUAUCGAAGGUUCCCCUGACUCCGAGGCUGGCGCGUCAGGGGAACCGUCUAAUGGUGGGACGUUAACAGAUACCCCCGCCGGCGUCAGCUACGUUGAUGGUGUACAUUGGAUUGAUCUGUUGGACAGCAUAUCGGAAUUGAAGGACUACUUUCAAGAUAAUGCGGAAUCAGGACCGCAUUGCCAGAUCCCUCUACAGCCUGCCCAUGAUUACGGCCCUUGUCCGCUAUUGCUAUACGGCCGUUUUACCCAUGCCAGUAAAAGCGAGAUACUAAGUAUAUUACCAGCGCGGAGUGUGGCCGAUUCAUUAGUUUCUAAGUUCUUUACAUCUAUCGAUAUAACGUCAGCAUUAUUACACAGUGGCCAAUUUAUUCGGCAGUACAACCGAUUUUGGGAAGACCCCUUCGCAGCUCCGAUCGUAUGGAUAGGGCUCUUGUUCGCUAUCAUGUGUUUCUCGUCUAUGCUUUGGCAGCGCUACAGUGAUCAAGUGCCUGGUACCGUAGGCCCUAACGCUGACAAUACGCUCCUUAUACGGUCCUACCGGGAGAAGGUCGUCCAGUGCCUGAUACUGGGCAAGUAUACCAGGGGCGGUGAAAAUGUCAUACAGACUCUAGUCAUCUACGUUGCUAUAGAACAUUUUCUCCAGGAGGAUCCCGAUUUUGGUACUCACCUUUUACUAAGCAUGAUCUUAAAUAUUGCCAUGAGGAUGGGAUAUCAUAGAGAUCCUAAAAACUUUCCCGUUAUAUCACCUUUCGAUGGCGAGAUGCGAAGGCGCAUAUGGGCGACACUAUACCAAGCGAAUCUUAUCUUUUCCUCCCAGAUGGGCCUCCCGAGUCUGCUAAAAGAUAACCAAAUAGAUACAGAGGAACCGCAUAAUCUUGCCGACUCCGAUUUCGACGAGGGAACAACCGAGCUUCCUCCAUCUCGGCCUGAGACAGAAGUGACGCCAGUUCUGUAUAUAAUUACUAGGAGCCGUGUCUCGCGCACCUGGGGCAAGGUUCGCGAUCUGGUAACCGACACAACGCCUCAUAAAUAUGACGAGAUCCUGGCGAUGGAUCAAAAAGUGCAAGCUGAUCAGCUCCGCAUUCCACCCGUCUUAAAAAUGCGACCUAUACAUCUGUCCAUCACAGACUCCCCGAAUUUGGUAAUGCAGAGAAUUUGGUUGGAUAUCUGUUUCCUCCGGCUGAAGAUCGUACUACAUAAGAAGUACUUUAUGUUGCCUACAACUCAGAAUGAGCGCUAUAAUUACUCGCGAAAAGUCUGCUUGAAAGCGGCCAUGGAAGUUCUCGAGUAUCAGCAUAUGGUUUACGAACUAGUCAAACCAGGCGGCCUGCUCUACGAAACUCGGUGGAGACUUUCAUCUGUGAUGAAUAACGAAUUUCUCUUAGCAACUAGCAUCCUGUGUGCUUAUGCUAAGCAGAUCGCCGAUACCCCUAAGAGCGCAGUGGAGGGAACGGGCACCGAAGAAGUCAACAAGCUUCUCAUAAUAUCCGCGGACUGCUGGAAGAGAUAUAGCGCCGUAUCUAAAAACGCGCGGAGGGCUAUUAAAGCGAUCAAUCUCGUUCUAGAAAUUACGGGAACUCCUACAGCCAGCCCGGCUAAUACAGAGGAUGAGCUCACUCCGAUGUUCGCCUUGCAAGGUAUGUCACAUUAA
Messenger RNA from Daldinia caldariorum, 1704 nucleotides. RefSeq lists its product as uncharacterized. Gene Ontology annotation, molecular function: DNA binding; zinc ion binding. Bases 1 to 1704 code for a protein of 567 amino acids. The transcript has 4 exons. Gene Ontology annotation, cellular component: nucleus. Gene Ontology annotation, biological process: DNA-templated transcription. The record is from RefSeq and is a predicted model, not a curated record. NCBI's taxonomy places the organism in Eukaryota, Fungi, Ascomycota, Sordariomycetes, Xylariales, Hypoxylaceae.